AUGGUCAACGUUGACGAGGAAUAUGACCAGCUUGUUGAACACCUUUACAACUGCACGAGGAAGACUAAGAGUUUUAAAAACACCAAGAGACGCCUGUCUCUUGAAACUCUUGAGCUGAUACGCCAAGUGGAGCCGCACGAGCUGCAGGGAACCAAGAACUCCGAGCUGGCAAGGCUUUGCAGAGAGGCGAUAAAGGAAGGCCUUAAAGAGAGAAGAGCAAAAGUGCUGGCUGAAGCUGCAGAAGCGGGAAGAAGCAUCAGCUAUGCCCAUCGAGACUUCGCCAGUCGCAAGGCGAGGAUGACUGCUCUUCGGAACCCGAAGGGAACAACCAUUGCAUCGAGAAGGGUAAUGAAGAAAAUCAUCCACGACUUCUACUCUGAUCUCUUCGCCGGCCAUGUCCACUUGCCUCCUCAUCAUCUUAAGGAAGACGAACAUGUCAUUCCAGAUUUCUCCCGUCCGAAGUACGACAUGCCAUUAUGUCGGUAA
This is a messenger RNA of Necator americanus (New World hookworm), 486 nucleotides long. RefSeq lists its product as uncharacterized. The transcript has a single exon. NCBI's taxonomy places the organism in Eukaryota, Metazoa, Nematoda, Chromadorea, Rhabditida, Ancylostomatidae. The coding region runs from base 1 to 486 and encodes 161 amino acids. The record is from RefSeq and is a predicted model, not a curated record.